CGAAUGAUGGCUUGUGAAGACGCAAGCGGACACGUGCUCCCCCUUUGGGCAACGAGCCUCGGCACGCCCGCAAAUGACGUCGGUCAUCCCAGCACCCUUCAAAGAAGCAGCUCAGCCGUCGCCGCCGAGGCAGCCAAUUGCGGCGCCCCAAAAGCGCUCACGAGAUCACAGGGCCAUGACCACAUCACCCCGAGUUUACUCCACACGCUUUCUGCGGCUCCAGACCGUCAGAUGUCGCGCUCAAGGCACGCCUGCUUGGCACAGCCGUCUGGCAUGUGAAAGUAAACCGAGACCCGCGGCGGCGAGCUAUUAUAAUCCUCGGCUAGCAUUGUCUUCAUUGUAACAUCGACCUGUACCAUUACUCUUCGUUUUCCUUUGCUUCUUCAUUUGCAGCGCCGUCACCAUGGCUCAGCGGUUUUCUACCGCCGACGUGGCGUCACACAACAAGGCCGACAACCUCUGGAUCAUCGUCGACGAGGAUGUGUACGAUCUGACCAAGUUCCAGGACGAGCAUCCAGGAGGGAAGAAGAUCCUCCAGCGCGUGGCUGGCAAGGAUGCGUCCAAGCAGUUCUGGAAGUAUCACAAUGAGAGCAUUCUCAAGAAGUACCAGAAGCAGCUCCAGGUCGGUUCAUUAAACACCAAGGCCGCGCCGCCGACUCCCCCCGCGACACCACCUCCCCAGAAGAAGGAGAAGGAGGUCGUCAAGCCCUCGGCCGAGCCUGGAGUCGUUGCUCCUCAGCCAAGCGCAGCAGCCGAGGAAGCAGAGGCGAUGGAUCCUUUUGGAGACCUCAUUCCUUAUGCCGAUCCAUCAUGGUAUCAAUCCUACCACUCGCCCUACUUCAACGAGUCCCACGCCGCCCUCCGUGAAGAAGUCAGACAAUGGGUGGAGGACGAGAUCAUGCCGAACGUUACUGAAUGGGACGAGGCAAAGAAGGUGCCGGACGAGAUCUAUAAGCAGAUGGGCGAGCGAGGUUAUCUUGCUGGGCUGCUCGGCAUGCAUUAUCCUACACAUCUGACGGACAAGCGCGUGAAGAGCGUGCCACCGGAGCAAUGGGAUCUCUUCCACGAGAUGCUUCUGACUGAUGAACUUUCACGCGCGGGCAGCGGAGGCCUUGUCUGGAAUCUCAUCGGCGGUUACGGUAUUGGCGCUCCACCAGUUUUCAAAUUCGGCAAGAAGGAACUCGUCAAGCGCAUCGGUCCUGAACUCCUCAGCGGCGAGAAGCGCAUCUGCCUUGCCAUUACUGAGCCUGACGCUGGUUCCGAUGUCGCCAAUCUAACCUGUGAAGCCAAGCUUUCUGAAGACGGCAAGCACUACAUCGUCAACGGCGAGAAGAAAUGGAUCACCAACGGUAUCUGGUGCGACUACUUCACAACCGCCGUGCGCACCGGCGGGCCCGGCAUGAACGGCGUCUCGGUCCUGCUCAUCGAGCGCAGCGCGGGCGGCGUAUCGACGCGCAAGAUGGACUGCCAGGGCGUCUGGUCCAGCGGCACCACGUACAUCACCUUCGAAGACGUCAAGGUGCCCGUGGAGAACCUGAUCGGCAAGGAGAACCAGGGCUUCAAGGUGGUCAUGACCAACUUCAACCACGAGCGCAUCGGCAUCAUCAUCCAGUGCGUCCGCUUCUCGCGCGUCUGCUACGAGGAGGCCAUCAAGUACGCGCACAAGCGCAAGACCUUCGGCAAGCGCCUCAUCGACCACCCCGUCAUCCGCCUCAAGCUCGCCCACAUGGCCCGCCAGAUCGAGGCCUCGUACAACUGGCUCGAGAACCUCAUCUUCCAGUGCCAGAGAAUGGGCGAGAUGGAGGCCAUGUUGAAGCUCGGUGGCGCUAUUGCCAGCUUGAAGGCCCAGAGCACUACUACGUUUGAGUUCUGCGCUAGGGAAGCGAGUCAGAUCUUUGGCGGCCUGAGCUAUAGCCGUGGUGGCCAGGGAGCAAAGGUCGAGAGGCUGUAUAGGGAUGUCAGGGCUUAUGCUAUCCCGGGUGGAAGCGAGGAGAUUAUGCUGGAUUUGAGUAUUAGGCAGGCGCUCCGGGUGCAUAAAGCGCUUGGCAUGAAGCUGUGAGAUGUAUAUUGUAUAUGUGGUCAGUGUGGGAUGGGGGUUUAGGGUCGCUUCUUGCAUUGGGAUGCACUCUGUUUUAGUACAAAAUAGAAUACAGUAUCUCGCAGUUUACCUCACCUCAUCCACACUGACCAGCCCCUCUCAAAAACGUGUCGUGAAAUAUUC
Molecule: messenger RNA, 2221 nt
Organism: Trematosphaeria pertusa
Lineage: Eukaryota; Fungi; Ascomycota; Dothideomycetes; Pleosporales; Trematosphaeriaceae
Product: acyl-CoA dehydrogenase-like protein
Exons: 4
Coding region: 404-2059 (551 amino acids)
Molecular function (GO): oxidoreductase activity, acting on the CH-CH group of donors; flavin adenine dinucleotide binding
Source: RefSeq, a predicted model, not a curated record